Molecule: messenger RNA, 1026 nt
Organism: Rotaria sp. Silwood2
Lineage: Eukaryota; Metazoa; Rotifera; Eurotatoria; Philodinida; Philodinidae
Source: the annotation of a GenBank genome assembly
AUGAAAAAUUCAACAGACAAGAAGAGAAAUGUUUUUGGUUUAAUUGGUCGGUAUGAUCCCUUCAUAUAUUGGAGAAUGUGCUUAGAUUCAUAUAGGCUGAAUGCCUACGAAGAAGCUAUAAGGCAGCAUGGACAACUGCAGCAAAAAGCUAUCUGGCUAGAUAUUGGAACUGGUGCCCAUAUGCCAUUGACUCGUUUGUUAAUAAAAUAUGGAGUCGCUGAACGUGUUUAUGCAGUUGAAGCAAAUCGUGAAGCAUAUCAGUUUGCGAAAACUCUUCGAGAACAUUUACCUAAUGAAGAAAAAAGGAAGAUUACAUUGUCUGGCUGCUACUCAAAAAAUGUUGAUUGGCAUGCGCAAGAUCCUCGACCAAAUGCAAUAAUUCACGAAAUAGUUGGCUGUAUAUCUUCAGACGAAGGAUGCAUUAAAGUAAUGCACGAUACAAUUAGUAAUCUCAAUGGAGAUGUAUCUUUAUGUAUACCCUACAAAAUUGGAACAUUGUGCAUGCCAGUAUCACGUCCAAACAUAUCCCUAGUUUCAUCAUUUUGCUCACUUCUAUUGUCCACAUCUAUGAGAAUAGUUAAAAAAGCCGGCAUACAAGGAAUGUUUAACCCACCUAAAGACGCUUUUCUUUGUGAAACGUCGCAGUUUAUUGAAAACUUCAUCUUACAAGAUUAUGUCAGGAAACCAUUAGACAAAUGUAGAAGAUUCAAAACAAAAUUUAUUGUGGAAAAAAGUACUGCAAAAUGGACCGGCUUUUAUUUAGCGCCACAUAUUUUAACUUCCAUAGACAAUAGAAAUGGAGCCGCUGAAAUAGAUGGGUUGAAACGAAUGACUUGUUGGCCAGUCCGUUACGUUCAAAUGUACGAUCAUCGAAAAGCAAUAAAUGUAAACCAGGGUGAUGAAAUACAUAUUGUAUUCGAAUCGGAUCUAACUGACGAAUGUCCGACAUACAGAUUAGAAGCAUGGGCGAAUAACGACUAUUUACUACGCUCAUCUUUUGCUUGGAAAGGACCUGCAAUUCAUUAG